AUGAGCGGGUUCCGGCUCCGGAGCUUCACAGCUGCCGAAGCGGCGCGCGAGAAGAGAAAAGUAUCUUCAAAGUGUAUUGAAAAUAAAGAUACAGAAACGAAUCUACAGUCUAAGCUAUGGUCAUCUUCCUUCUUAAAGGAAAGCACAGGUCAAGUGAGCGAAGAUGCAGUCCUUGCAGCGCAGGAGAAAAAUAACGAACAUCGCCCUCAGGAUAUUGAUGAUAAGUUGUCUAAAUCAACGGACAAUGAUGGUGAAGAUGAUACCAAUGAUGAAGAUAAUGAUGAAGACAGUAACCCUAAUAAGGAUACUCAUGCCCCAUUAGAAUUAAUGGCAGAAUUCCUGAGAGCAGAAAUGGGCCAAGACUACCAUUUGGCAAAAAAAUUAUGUCAGGUGAUCCUACUCUAUGAACCAGAAAAUCAUGAGGCCAAGGAGUUUUUCUCACUUAUUGAAGAAAUGUUGCUGAUGGAGAAAUCCCAAAAUCUUGAGAAAGAUGAUGAAGAUAGUGAAGAAGAUAGUAGCGGUGAGAGUGAAGGAGAAAGCAGUGAGGAGCUAAGUGAAGAAAGCUCUGAUGAAUGUGAAGACGGGUGAUGAAAG
Molecule: messenger RNA, 594 nt
Organism: Leptonychotes weddellii (Weddell seal)
Lineage: Eukaryota; Metazoa; Chordata; Mammalia; Carnivora; Phocidae
Source: RefSeq, a predicted model, not a curated record